AUGUUCAAGCGGUCAUUCCGGUCUCAGGACCCGGGCCGCGUUGACAAGACGGCCAGACACAAGAAGCCGGCCUCGGUCCGGGAUCCCGGCAAGCUGUCCAAGCUGCAAAGGUCGCUCACCGAGCAGGACCUGGUUGGCUCGCAGUCAGCCGCGCCCUCGCCGAUUGUGACGCUGGCCGUCGGCCGUGACGGGCGCCUCUUUGCAGCGCACCAAGACGUCUUAUGCCAGUCGCCUUUUUUCAGCGCGGCUUGCCGAGCCAGCUUCUCGGGUGUGCAGAGCCGGAGAAUCUCCCUCCCCGACGAGGACCCCGAGGUCUUCUCGGCCGUCCUCGAGUACCUCUACAAGGGAGACUACUACCCUCGCCUGUUGCACAACAGGCACCGCAACUCUUGGGAGCUCGAGGACCGCCAGCGAACGCCCCAGACCUCGCCCAACCCAGAAACCGGAGGUGGCCGCGCCGGCGAGGCCAUUGUCUACCUGUCGAGCAUCGAGGCUGCCGUCCUCCGCGACACCGUCAUCUACUGUGCCGCCGAUCGGUACGACCUCGACGAGCUCAAGCGUCUGGCCCUUCGCAAGCAGGGGCUGCAGGCCGGCAUCGAUGUCGGCACCAUUCUGCGGUCCGCCCAGUACGCCUAUGCUCACACGCCCGACUCGGACAGCCGCCUGCGCGCUCAUUACCUCGCCCUGAUUAUCCGCUGCCGCAGGACGUUUAAGCGCAGCGGCACCAUGCAGGCUGAGAUGGAGGCCGGUGGCAGCAAGUUAUUUUUUGACCUGUUUGUCGCCAUGUGCAACCAUCUCGACGACGUCAUUGACGCGACGAAUGCUCGCACGCCGAGGACCGUCUGA
Hirsutella rhossiliensis is the source of this 846-nucleotide messenger RNA. Its product is annotated as BTB/POZ domain-containing protein. NCBI's taxonomy places the organism in Eukaryota, Fungi, Ascomycota, Sordariomycetes, Hypocreales, Ophiocordycipitaceae. Gene Ontology annotation, molecular function: protein binding. The record is from RefSeq and is a predicted model, not a curated record. Bases 1 to 846 code for a protein of 281 amino acids. The transcript has a single exon.